AUGGCCGUGGUGGCCGGUUCUAGCUCGAGACCUGCCGUUGCUUCUUCCUCCGUCCCUGCAUAUGAGCCACCGACCCAGCCUGUCGCCUUCCCUUCGUUCGCUGUUGACCUCAGCGGCAAUGUCGGCGACGAGGUUGGUACAGGGGAACAUCUUCCGACCUCAGUACAUUGUUCUACACCAGCUGGUGUUGGAGACGGAUUGUUUGAAGAUCCAGAUGACGAUGAUGUUGAGCCGGAUCUGAUUACUGACGACAGUGGCGAUGAUCUUGGAGCGAGUGACCCGAGAGGGGCUGCAGGUGGAUCUAGUUCUGGGACACAGCAGUACCCACCCCAUUUUUCAUCAUUGGACCUGGAUGCCAUGAGGCAUGAUGGGCUUUCUGGGCAGGCUGCUGGAUUUGGCGUUAGAGAUGUGGACGGGUCUGCUGGUAUGACAGAGUUCCAGGGUGACUGGGAUGAGUCGUACAAUGAGAUCCCUAUGUGGGUGUUAGGAGUCCAGUUGACCAUGCCUGGUUCAGUAGCAGUCCUUCGGACAUGCCCUGUUCGAGUUGGGGGACAGUUGGACGAGUCUCAUGCUUAUUUUCAUAGGAUGUUCUGGAUGUUCACACCUUGUAUCGAGGCAUUCUGUCAUUGCAAGCCGUUGGACGGGAACUCCAACAUACUCCAUGUGGCAUUUGUACUAGUUGAGGGUGAGAAUGCUGAUUCGUGGUUCUUCUUUCUCUCCCACCUCCGUCAGCACAUCACACCGCAGCCAGGUCUUCUAGUUAUUUCGGACAGGCAUAACGGCAUCAAGGCCGCCCUUGACGCUCCUGAUGGGGGAUGGCUACCUCCGGCUGCAUACCGGGCAUUCUGCAUUCGACACGUAGCAGCAAAUUUCGCCCUCACCUUCAAGGGCAAAGACGCUCGGAGGCUUCUUGUGAAUGCCGCAGAUGCAAAGACCGAAGUGGAGUUCGAUUACUGGUUUGACAUUCUGCGGUUUGAGAAUCCGGCCAUGUGCGACUGGGCGAACAGGAUUGAGUAUUCAUUGUGGACACAGUAUUGUGAUGAGGGUCGCAGAUUCGGGCACAUGAUGACCAAUAUCUCUGAGUGUGUGAACUCAAUCCUUAAGAGUGUUAGGAACCUCCCUGUGUGCUCGCUGGUGAAGGCCACAUACGGCAGGUUGGCUAAGCUAUUUGUCCGCAAGGGGAGGGAGGCCAAGGCCCAGUUGGGAACCGAACAACAAUUCAGUCAAUACUUGGUAAAGUGUAUCGAGGCCAAUCUGAAGACGGCUAGGUGCUUCACGGUGACUGUAUAUGACAGGGAUAACUCGGAGUACAUAGUGGUAGAGACGACUCCGACUGGUUCGUUCUCACUGGGUAGCUACAGGGUCUCACUAGCUUCGCAGACAUGUGAUUGUGGCUACUUCCAGGCACUUCAUUUUCCAUGUCCGCACGCAUUGGCAUGCUGUGCCUACUCACGUGUUACUUGGCAACCAUACCUCCACCAGGUGUAUCGACUAAGUUCGGUUUUCAGUGUAUAUCGGAUGAGAUUCACACCUCCAAUCCCGGAGGGUUUCUGGCCACCUUAUGACGGGCCGACCGUUAUACCGGACCCGAAUAUGAGGCGUGCGAGGGAGGGUCGUUCGCGGUCCACUCGGAUAAGAACCAAUAUGGAUGAGGCAGAUCCGAACCGGCCCAAGAGAUGUGGCCUCUGUAGGCAACCUGGACACACUCGUCGAAGUUGUCCACAGACCGGAGGACCCAGCCAUGCAGGGUGA
Arachis ipaensis is the source of this 1752-nucleotide messenger RNA. RefSeq lists its product as uncharacterized. The record is from RefSeq and is a predicted model, not a curated record. NCBI's taxonomy places the organism in Eukaryota, Viridiplantae, Streptophyta, Magnoliopsida, Fabales, Fabaceae. Gene Ontology annotation, molecular function: zinc ion binding.